This is a messenger RNA of Plasmodium cynomolgi strain B, 762 nucleotides long. RefSeq lists its product as hypothetical. The transcript is spliced from 2 exons. Lineage: Eukaryota; Apicomplexa; Aconoidasida; Haemosporida; Plasmodiidae. The annotation marks the transcript as partial. The record is from RefSeq and is a predicted model, not a curated record.
GAGCAAUAUUAUAUGCAAGAAUGCGUUUGUCUCGAAGGGUACUGUUGGAGCGCCUGAUCUGAUCCGCGUACAGUCAAGAAAUUUAGCCGAUCAUCCCACGGACCAAAAUGAAUAUAUGACUAAUGAGGUUGGCCAGGAAGGGGCAGAAGACACUCUUGUCGAAAUUGAAGACGACCUGUACGAUAACCCACAAGGAAAUGGUAACACUGCACAAGGAGAAUUAGCAGACCCUCUUUUCGAAAUUAUAGACGACAUGUAUGAAAACUCACAAGGAAAUAGAAACACGACAGAAGAACUUUUCCAAAGUGCGUACGACCGAGCUGGGUUAAGUGAAAAAUGCCACAUCGUUUUUCAUAGCUUUAGAGAAGAAGAUAUAAAUGAAAUAAUAAAUUCGGUGAAUGAUAAUUUAUACAAGAGGGAGAUGCUUGAGAGAUGGAUACUGCUACACGAAGAUGCAGCAGGAAAGGUGCACACUUUGAAGGAGCAUUUAUCGUAUUAUUUGAGAAAAUUAAAAAGUUUGUAUAACGUGGAUGAAAACAUUGCAGAGGAACAAAUGCAGAAGAGCAAUCAUACUAUUGACUCAACCAUCAGAAUCACGGAGGAGUAUCACAAUAAACUUUUUUUCUACUACGUCAUAAAGGAUAAUUUGCACGAGUCUAAUCACGAGCGUUUUAUAAAUAUAUGCAGAAACACGUUUACCUUAUUUAUAAAUGAGCUAGUUACUAUGGGGGAGGGUAAGCUAAAUAAAUGUGUACUCGAGUA